Lotus japonicus is the source of this 2651-nucleotide messenger RNA. Its product is annotated as cell division control protein 48 homolog C-like. Lineage: Eukaryota; Viridiplantae; Streptophyta; Magnoliopsida; Fabales; Fabaceae. Gene Ontology annotation, molecular function: preribosome binding; ATP binding; ATP hydrolysis activity. Bases 182 to 2320 code for a protein of 712 amino acids. The record is from RefSeq and is a predicted model, not a curated record. Gene Ontology annotation, cellular component: nucleus. The transcript is spliced from 10 exons. Gene Ontology annotation, biological process: ribosome biogenesis.
AAAUUUUUCGGGGAGGGACUAAUUUCAGACGGCGAGACAAAGACAGGGACCAAGUAGACGAUUAACCCUAAAUUUAAUUAGUAAUAAACCCAAAGCCCAACCAUGAACACCACACCCCUGCCACCUUACAAACAAACGACCCAUGCAUCGUUCUGGUUAGGGCUUGUGAUUACAACGGAGGAUGAGGAGAAGAAACGCGCUGCAAGAAACCCUUCGCCGCCGCGUUGAGGCCUGCAAAUCCACACACGCCACCGCCGCCGAAAUCGUGAAACAUCUCCGCUUUACUUACUCUGCUGAUUACCACCGAACCAAGCGCCAAACUCUAACGCGACUUGUUCACGAAGCUCUUCAAUCCACUACCACCGCGGCCGCUGCCGCCAACACUCCUACAACACGGAAGCUCGUUCAUGACGACGACGGAGUUGAUGAGUGUCGAAAGAAGCGGAGGAAAACAGAUGAAGGUGAAGUGCGAUUGCAAAUUGUGGAAGCGAGUGUGCCGCGCGAUUCGGAACGUGGUUUGGUCAGGCUGAAGACAAAUUUACGGGAGUUAUAUAAGGGUACAGUUACAAAGAAUGUUGAAUUGGAGAUGGGUAAUAGUAGAAAGGCAACUAGUACUGUGAAUGAAGGUGAGGUUGAGGUGAAGGGGAAGAGGUUUAGGGAUUUUGGUGGGAUGAAGAAGGUUUUGGAGAGAUUGAAGAGGGAGGUGUUACUGCCACUGUGCCAUCCCAAGGAGUGGAGAAUGUUAGGACAUAAGCCAGAAGUAUCGGGGGUUUUGUUGCAUGGACCUCCUGGCUGUGGGAAGACUGAACUGGCUCAUGCUAUUGCUAAUGAGACUCGUCUUCCUCUCUAUCCCAUUUCAGCUACUGCCUUGGUGUCUGCAGGCUCAGGUUCAUCUGAAGCGAAUAUUAGAGACCUUUUCUCUAAAGCAUACAAAACUGCUCCCUCAAUUAUCUUUAUUGAUGAGAUUGACGCAAUUGCUUCAAAAAGAGAGAAUUCACAGCAUGGGAUGGAGAAUCGAAUGGUUUCACAGUUACUUACUUGCAUGAAUCAAUCAGUUCUUGAUUCGGAGAGUAGUAGCUCUGUUCUUGUAAUUGGAGCUACAAAUAGGCCAGAUGCUGUUGACCCUGCCCUUAGAAGGCCUGGUAGAUUUGAUUGUGAGAUUAAUAUAGGCAUUCCUGAUGAAUCUGCUAGGGAGGACAUACUUUCCGUGCUAACUCGCGGUCUUUUAAUCGAGGGUCCGAUUGAUCUAAAAAAGUUAGCUAGGUCUACGCCAGGAUUUGCUGGCGCAGAUUUGGUGUGUCUAGUUAAAAUAGCGGGCAAGUUGGCGAUGUUAAGAAUAGUUGAUGAAAGGUAUGUCAUGAGGGAGUUUCUUGAAGAUUGGUUGAUGGAGUCUUGGUCACGUGAAGAAAGGGAUAAGCUUGCCCUCAAAAUGUCUGAUUUCGAGGAAGCUAUCAAAGUUGUACAACCGUCAACAAGAAGAGAAGGGUUCUCUUCCAUUCCAAAUGUAAAGUGGGAAGAUGUUGGUGGGCUUGAUUCGUUAAGAGAUGAGUUUGAAGACUUUAUUAUAGGCCGUAUUAAAGAUCCUGAACUUUACGAGUGCUUUGGGUCCGAUCAUCUUGAGACUGGAUUUUUGCUUUAUGGACCUCCAGGUUGUGGUAAAACACUGAUUGCCAAAGCUGUUGCCAAUGCAGCAGGAGCUAAUUUCAUUUAUAUUCAGGGACCUGAACUACUAAAUAAAUAUGUUGGAGAAAGUGAGCUUGCAGUUCGGACAUUGUUUAGUCGUGCAAGGACAUGUGCACCUUGUAUACUUUUUCUCGAUGAGGUGGAUGCUUUGACAACCAGACGUAGUUUAGAAGGUGGACGGGUUACUGAAGGACUAGUGAACCAGUUGCUGACCGAGUUAGAUGGAAAAGAGCAGCGGAAGGAUGUUUAUGUGAUUGGUACAACAAAUAGGCCUGAGGCGGUGGAUCGCGCUAUUUUACGGCCUGGUAGGCUUGGAAAACAUCUUUAUGUUCCUCACCCAAGUCCAGAAGAUCGGGUUAAGAUAUUGAAAGCUCUUGCAAGAGAUACGCGCCUUGAUGCCGGUGUGGAUUUGAAUGUCAUAGGAAGAAUGGAAGCUUGUGAAAACAUGAGUGGUGCUGAACUUAGGGCACUGAUGGGCGAAGUGGAAAGGGAUGCUCGUAGAGAGGUAAGGGCCGGAACUAAUACAACCCGUACCAUCAAGACACAUCAUUUUGAUGCAGCGUUCAGUAAAAUCUCUGCCUCUAAGUCAGACAAGCAAAGGUUUUUUUUCACUACCGGUAAUGGUCAAAGAGGUUAACAAUAGCAUGAGCAUGAGUAUGGCAAUGACUUGGUAUAUGUUUUUGUUUAAAGAGUUGAAGAUUUUCAAUGUGAAUUUGCGGCUUUCUAAGGUAAAAUACCACACGGAGCUAGUAGAAGCCAACGGUAUUUAAACACGGUGAUUAUAUUACUUUGAGGAGAGGGUGAAAGAAACUAUUUGUUAGAAUUGAGAUCAGUUAACAGUUGCUUUAGCCAGUUCUUAGGAGUUUUUUUUUACUAAAAACAAUUUUUUUCUCUGCUGUAUUAAUAAUUCAUUCUCUCUCCUAAUGAAGUACAAAUAAAAAUAAAAAUAUAUGGGUUGCUUACUUGCU